GUCCACAGUGACAGAUUAGCACAACUAAGACAUAGAAAUGCCGUCAUAGUGAGAAUGAUACAACAGAGAAUGAUGAUCCACCCAAAUUGCAGAGACAUUUUACAAGUAGCAGAAUAUUUUUUUAUCUACUCAUACUGUCAAUUGAAUCAUACAUCAAAACAAGUUCUUUCUGAACUUUUCACUUUCAUCAUAGAUUUGAAGACAUAUGAGUUAAAAUUUAUUCGGUUUCUGAUUUGUAUUUGCGAAUAGCAACCAACUGUUCUGCUUGAACUCCUCUUUUCCUUUCGACCAAGAUAUUUUUUAAGUGCCGGUCGGCCUAUCUGGCCAUUUAACAACUUCGGUCGAAAACAAAACAUUUGUGUUUCAAGUCUGAAUUGUGCUCACGUGUUGUUUGGCUUGAUUGGAACUGACAGUAGUACCCUGAAAACAACAACAACAACAUCACAGAGUGUGUGCCAGGGUUCAAAACAGUUUUUUUGCAGAGGCGGAAGACGGGAGGGUGGGGGUAGUUGAGUUGUGCUGUGCUCGUGGCUAGAACUGUUCAUGUUCGUAUGAGGAGUGGGGUGGGGUGGGAACAUGGUCUAGAUUGGGUUGGUGUGACGGCUAAGCUCAAGUGUAAACAGCCCCAAACUAACUUGCAUAGUAUUUAACAGUAGCUUAUUCCUGGUCCCCUCUAUAUUGCAACUACUGCACUUCACCUGUGCGCUCUCUCUCUCUCUCUCUUACCACUCUCUUACCAAUCAACUCAACUCUCUUACCGGUCCAGUCCAGUUCAGUUCAGCUGAGUGGAGUGCAGUUAGCUUUCCCUUCAGUACUCUGUUUGUGUUAUUUAUUACGUGUCUAUCUCUGAUUGUGCAUGUGCAUGUGUGUGUGUGUGUUGUGUGUGUGUGUGUGUGUGCUUGAGGCCACAGACGUGUCCAAUGUACCUCCGCAGGGCCACAUUCAACAACAAAACACACUCAUUAAACACUACUACUGCAGUCCAGCGAGUCCCAAACUAGCCUUCAAUUCCAUUCCUAUUCUGCUUCCCCCUACAACCAAUUACUACCCUUUAGUUUAUGAUUUCCCACUUUUAUUCACUUUAUGCUGAACACUUUAGUCCAUAAUUGUUAGCCUGUCGUCUGUCUCAAAUAUUUCUCCAUUCCACUAUUGUCACUUUCAAUUCACGUUUCAUUUGGUCCAACUCUCAAAACACAGUUUGUUAGUGGCCCCGAGCACAUAUGGGCAGAACAAAACUGUUCAGCAAUAGCCCUUGCAGCAGUUGUUAUUCUCCUGCUAUUGUGCUGCUAUUGCCCUGUACCUGUUAGUUGUGUUGUGCUGUUUAUGUACUAAGCAUUCGGCCACACGAACACACCAAUAUCCAUUUAUGACACUUAUUCAAUAAAACAUUCAAUUUUCAAUGAUCGCUCUUUACCUUUGUGGGAAGUGGCCAUGCUCUAUAGAAUAGACCACUAGCCACACUAGGGCCAUGAACAACUCUUACCAUUCUCUACUUUGCUUCCAUUUUUCCUUCUCUUUUUCUCGCCAUUUAAUUUAAUUUAAUUUAUUUUCAUUUCCAUUUUUGUCACCUAUUUUUAUGCAACUGUUUAAACAAUGGCGCAUCUCUUUUCUUCUUCUUCUUCUUCUUCUUCUUCUUGCGCACAAAUCAAAUCACCAAACAACAAUUCAACACCACUCAACCAUUAUUAUACAUGCAUACACACAUUAUGCGACAUCAAUUUGCAGAUCAGCAAAUCCAAUGCAGCAUAAAAUCCAGUUUUGUUCACAGAGCGUGAACGAAUAAAGGAGCAGGAUUGAACGAACAAAGAAGUGCUGCUCGAGUUCUAUUACCGAUCAGAAACAGGCCGCCUCAUUUUGGCUUUCUCCCUUUCAUCCUCCUCUCCCAGUUUUCUUUUCAUUUCCUGGACUGCUUUUAACUAAUUGUGGGGGUUGGACUUACCAACUGUGUGUUGGCUACAGUUGUUUGUAUAGUUAUAAGCGAAGUGGGUGAAGAGUGUUCGGACUGGUGGUGCCACAUUCAUACAUUAGAGACACUGACUCUGAAGUGGGCGAGUGAGAAUGGUGGAACAGAUAGGGGGUCCUUUGGGGGGUGUCUCAUUUAUCCAGCACCACCUUCCCCAACCUCAGAACAUCCAGAACAGUCCCACUGAAGAGACCACAAACAACAACAACAACAACAACAGCUCAAACGGAGACCACCACACCUACAGUUCAAUCAACAACAAUAGUAACAGUUACAACAGUAGCAGUAGUGUUUCCAACAGCAACAACAUCACCCGCCCUCUGGACUUGCAAGAGAGACCAAACAACCUCCUGCUCUCUUCUGCCUCCAGAGGCCAGUCUUGUGAUGAACUGCAGUCUAGCUCAUGUGGCGGCUCUGCUGAUUUGCUGGGCAACAACACCAACAAUAGACUGGGGGGCUUCUCAUUCCCCCCAACCAGUGCAACCCCUGAACCCCCCUCCUCUCUCCAUUCCUCCCAGCGCAACAUGAACAACAACAACAGCAGCAGUAACAGUCACUCUACAUCUCCAUUGGUGCGCUGCUACAGCCAAUCACAGGCCGACACAAUGGGAGCACAGCACCUGAACGGGUUCCAGACGGAGGGCAAUCCUCAGAGCAAUGGGAGUGGGGGUGGGGGAGGCGGAGAGGGGGGCUAUGGGGCGGAUGACAUGCAGGAGAGGAUAGACUUGUUAGAGCGGGAGAAGAAAGUGCUUCAAUAUCACAACCAAUUCCUCAAGGAGGAAUUGGAGAGCCACAAGAAGCAGAUAGCUGAACUGCACACUACAGUGGCUGACUUGAGGAAGAGAAACAUCAGAUACCAGAACAUUCUGACGUCUUAUGAGCAGAUCACGGCGGCUGGCUUCAACAACCUCGACAAAAGCAAGACCAACGCCAAUGUCAUGUUCCAGAACCAAAGCCAGAGUCUGACGAGUGACGAUGACAACAUGAGUGAGAAGGCGCUGACUCCGACCUCAUCCACCGGCACAGAGUCAGACAGUGCGAAGUCCAUACAGCCCCACCACUCAUCCCACCCCCACCCCACACAUCAACAACAACAGCAACACCCCAACCUACAGAUUCCAUCCUCCACUCUCACGUCAAACAACUGCAACCGGCAGACCACAGGUGCAGUUGAUCCAAAGAGAUCCCCAGUAGUGGGAGGAGUAGGAGAGUGGGACUAUAGACCCCCCGAGUUCUCUUUCGCCCCCACCGACCACCGACCGCUUCCCUCGGAGAGACCGAGUCCCCUCUCACACCACACGCGGCAGAGAUCCCUACAAUACUGUCACUCAAACUCGCCCAUUGUGGGAGGCAGCCAAAACAACACCAUCAAACAGUCUGGCCGUCCAUCCAGUCCUUUAGUGGGGGGAUAUCCGAGAGGAGGGUCCCAUAAUAACGACGAAGCAGAUGAUGUGCAGUUCAGUGUAGGGGGAGCACGACCACCAUCCGAUGCGCCAUUCCGAUCCUUGUCGAAUGCUGGCAACGCGAGAAUGAACUCAUUGGGGGGCGGACAUGUGGCCACAGGUACACCCAUGACACCACAACAUCCGAUCAGUUCCUCUGCCACUCUGAACAGCAGAGCCAGCUCAUGCAAUGAGCGGAAAGUGGCGCCGGGACCUCCCCCACGCACAAGUGCACUGAGCAAACUGGACAACAGAAACGACAAGUGCUGCAGUGUGCCAAAUUUGAAUGUGUAUGUAAAUUCCUCAGAUCAGAGACAACAGACUCAGCUACAGUCACAGAAUCAGGGCUACAACCACAGUCGCAAUAAAGACAGUCUGGAGAGCCAGACGAAGCCAGGGCCUCUGAAGAGAAACAACAGCCUCAUCAGGUUGUUUAGUCGCAAGAGCAGCACAGGCCAACAGUUCUCCAACAAGAAUAAGGAUCCAGGGUCCCCCAUGAAGAGAGGCCAGCCUAGACAGAACAGCUUGGGUGGGGGCAUGUACGGGGGAGGGGGAGGGGGAGGCAGUGAAACGAGCACCCCCAAUCUAAACUCCAGCAGGCACAAUUCAAUAUCCUCGCACACAUCCUUAGCUGACAGCCAUCAAGUUCCCUUCCAGCAAUGGGAUCGUCUGAUGGUCGCAUCGUGGCUAGAGCGACUGGGUCUGGGCCAGUACGUGGGAUCCUUGUCGUCCAGUGCCACCGGAGCCUCCCUGGUCUCCGCUGGACCCCACCACUUCGAGAAGCUACUGGGCAUGAAGAACCACCUGCACAGGAAGAAGUUGAUGUUGGCCAUGAGGUCCCAACUGAGUCCCAGACCCAACCCAGUCGACCACAUAGACCACCAGUGGGUGAUCAGAUGGCUAGAUGACAUCGGACUUCCCCAGCACAAGGAGGCAUUCGCUGAGGCCAAAAUAGACGGGCGAGUGUUGUACUACUUGACCUUCGAUGACCUGGUCAGUCUGAAGGUGUUCAGCGCCCUCCAUCAGAUCAGCAUCGGCAGGGCAGUCCAGUGUCUCAGAACCCAACAGUGGAACCCACACUGUCUAGUCAGGCGGCCACACCCACAGCAAUCCCAACCCCCACACCCUCCGCCCUCUCCCUCGCCCGGGAUAAUGGGAAGUGGGGUAGGAGAGGAUGGUGGUAUGGACCACGGCCUCCAGAUGCACCCCUUGCCCAUGGACCAGAGUGGGCAGCCGAGUGGCCAUGGGAGUGGGUUCCAGGAAGACCUGAUGUUAUGGACCAAUCAUCGAAUUAUGGACUGGCUCAGGAGCAUAGACCUGUCCGAGUAUGCCCCCAACCUGAGAGGCAGUGGAGUGCACGGGGGUCUGAUGAGUCUGGAGCCGAGGUUUGUGGGGGAGACACUGGCAGAUGUGUUGUGCAUCCCCAACAGCAAGACUCUCCUCAGGAGACACCUCAUCACCCAGUUCAACAGACUAGUGGGCGCCCCCUGCGAGGAACUGAAGCGAAUGGUCGAAAUGUCAGGCCACUUCCAACUCCUUUCCCCCAGCAUGAAGGUGAAGUGUCCCCCUCGCAGGGCAAGGGGUAGACGGUCACGUGACAAAGGGGGGACCCUGGACGACCUGGUCUGUCCACUGGAGUUCGAGGUGCCCAACUUCAUCUCUCCCAAUAUAUUGCCCCAGGGCUACCUGAUCAGGAGUGAACACUUCACCAACAUCCCCCUCUCGCCCUCCUCACUUCUACUCCUCCAACCCCACAGAUCUCCCUCUCGAUCCACUCUGGACUCCAUGUCCACUCUGGGCAGACAGUCGGCGGCAGGCAGUCUGGAGGACUUAGUUGGGGCAGGGGCUGGGACAGGAGGGGCGAUGGGAGUAGGAAUGGGGGGCAUGUUCGUGGGGGAGGACGAGGAUGCGGCAUUCACAGCAGAGUCAGUGCAAGAUAUCUCCAUGCUGUCCACUCAGAUUCAGUCUCUCACAUCCCAGCUGUCACAUGACCAGGAGCACAACAGCUGAACAACCAGCGACGACACACCUGCGAGAGAACUGACUAUCAAAUCAGAACAGAAUGAUGUCGUUUCUGUGCAAGUCCACCAGGGAGACUUAAUUUUUCAAUUUUAACACUAGACUCAAGUUUGCAGUUACAAACACUCACUGUACCAAUUUAUAUAGCAACGUAAAUUGUAAAGUAGACAGAGUUAAAUGAUAAAUGUUUCUAAUUUGAAAUUGACUUUUUUUCUACGUUG
Messenger RNA from Symsagittifera roscoffensis, 5645 nucleotides. Its product is annotated as liprin-beta homolog. The transcript is spliced from 12 exons. NCBI's taxonomy places the organism in Eukaryota, Metazoa, Xenacoelomorpha, Acoela, Convolutidae. The record is from RefSeq and is a predicted model, not a curated record. Gene Ontology annotation, cellular component: presynaptic active zone. Bases 2059 to 5415 code for a protein of 1118 amino acids. Gene Ontology annotation, biological process: neuromuscular junction development. Gene Ontology annotation, molecular function: protein binding.